Molecule: messenger RNA, 9621 nt
Organism: Loxodonta africana (African savanna elephant)
Lineage: Eukaryota; Metazoa; Chordata; Mammalia; Proboscidea; Elephantidae
Gene: SGSM1
Product: small G protein signaling modulator 1
Exons: 25
Coding region: 3970-7167 (1065 amino acids)
Biological process (GO): activation of GTPase activity
Molecular function (GO): GTPase activator activity
Source: RefSeq, a predicted model, not a curated record
CUGCGCACCGUCAAGAAGGAGGUGAAGCAGAUCAUGGAAGAGGCCGUCACGCGCAAGUUUGUCCACGAAGACAGCAGCCACAUCAUCUCCUUCUGUGUUAUUUUCAGAUUCCAAAGGGACUCUGUUGAAAAAUAUGGAGAAGAAAUUAAAAAUGACUUCUACACCCCCAUGAAGGAGCUCUGGUGGUGCAGUGGUUCAGCGCUCGGCUGCUAGCCGAAAGGUCAGCAAUUCGAACCCACCAGCAGCUCCAUGGGAGAAAUGACUUGGCGAUCUGCUCCCAUAAGGGUUUCAGACUAGGAAACCCUAUGGAGCACCUCUAUGUCCUAUAGGGUUGCUACGAGAAUUGACUCAGUGGGAAUACCAUCACUGUCCCCAUGAGGUGCCUGGAUGGUGCAAAUGGUUAAGCACUUGACUACUAAGUGAAAAGUUUGGCUGUUCAAACCCACCCAGAGGCACCUCGGAAGACAGGCCUGGCAAUCUGCUUCUGAAAAGUCACAGUCUUGAAAAACCCUGUGGAGCACAAUUUUACCCUGCACACAUGGCGUCACCGUGAGUCGGAAUCAACUCAUUGGCAGUUGGGCUGGAUCAACCCCACUAAGAGGUGACCCUGGUUCACGUUGGAGGUGUUGUCUCUCCGUCCCCGUGAGUUCUGUUAACACUGACUCUCACUCAGCACAAGGUAAGAGUGGUUUUACGUCUGAGGAACAGAGUUAGUGUUCUUUACUCUCCCUGCCUAAGGUUGUUGUAAAUCGGGAGCAGAUGGAUGGAGACUUUAAAACAAAAUAGGGAGUUAAGAGCCAGUGACACAACCUGAGGAAUCACGUCCAGCUGUCUCAGCAAGGGAGACAGGCCCAGGGCUCAGAUUGUGACUCACCCCCAGCCAGCUCUGCUGACGAGGUGCUAGAAAUAAGCGCAUUCCCAGGUCCCUCCCGCACUUUCCCAAUGGGUGGACACACGUGCCGUGCAUGUCCCUGGAGCCAGGAUUCAGUUUAGUCAGCGUGUACAUGUAUGUGGGAGUGUCUUUUUCUUUUUUCUCCCUGAAAAGCUUCUUAGUGAGCCAUUGGAGUGUCUCUGAAUGAGGACAUGCUUCCCUCCUGUGACCUUGGCUCUAUGGAGAGGCCUGAGCAAGGAGACCGGGCCAGGUCAUCAGCAUCUGCCAGAUGGCUGAGGGCACCACCAAAUGGGCCCACAGCACGCCAUGACUUUGGAGUCCACUGAUGUCAGUUCAUCCCAUGUGCAGCCAGACAGGCCUGGAAUCAGAUCCCAUCUCUGCCACUGCCUUGUCACAUGACUUUGGGCAAGAUUUUUUUUAAGUGAAAUAUGCUUAUUUAAAUAUAAAUAGUCCCCGACUUACAACAUAUUCAGGUUAUGAUGAACUGCCCUUAAACGACCGUCUGUUUUUUGUUUUUUUUACGUCUCAUCAUUAGUGGUAUAUACUACAUACAAUGUUGCUGCUUGUAAUUUGCUGAUGUCAUCAUUCUCAGAUGUUCACUCUUGGAUGUUCAAUGUUAUGAUUUACUGUUCAAAAAACUGCCAAAUAGCAGGCUGUGAAAAAAAAAAUUAAGUAUUCAGCUUACAUCAGAACCAACUUAGGAUGGAGUCAUUGGAACGGAACCCCAUUGUGAGCCGGGGUCUACCUGUAUAUGAUUCCACUUAGAUGAAGUACCUAUUGUUGUUAACUGCUGUUGAAUCGUCCCCCAACUUGUGGUGACCCCAUGCACAACGGGAUGGACCAUUGUGAUCCAUAGGGUUUUCCUUGGCUAGUUUUCUAAAGUAGAUCACCAGGCCUUUCUUCCUAGUCUGUCUUAGUCCAGCAGCUCCGCUGAAACCUAUUCAGCAUCAUGGCAACACACAAGCAUCCACUGACAAACAGGUGGUGGCUGCGCAUGAGCUCAUGAGCUUCUUCUGCAAGGAAGGCUCAAAUUGAAUUCUACCACUAAACCGCCUCUGCGCCAAUAUGAAGCCUCCAGGAUAGGCAAAUGAACAGAGACAAAAGUAGAUCGAUGGUUACCAGGGGCUGGGCAGAGGGAACCAGUGGGAAGUUACUGCUUCAUGGAGACUGAGUUUCUGUUUCAGGUGGAGAAAAUUAUAGAGUUGAAUGGUGGUGGCGGUUACACAGUACUGCGAAUGUAAUUAAUGCCACUGAAUUGUACACUUAUAAAUGGUUAGAGGGGCAACUUUUAUGUUAUAUAUAUUUUUUUAGCACAAUAAAAUUAUAUGUAUAUAAUCCCAGCUUUUUGUUUCCUCCUGGACAUUUUUAUUUGGAAAUAAAAGAAUAAGCAUGUCCAUUUCAGAACUUGCUACCUACCAAUGAAAAGACUUAGAGGAAUAGAAAGUGAUAAAAAUUACAGUAAUUCUCUAACUCUGAUCAAAGUUUAUGGGUGGGAGAAAUUUGAUGACACUUAAUCGAGUUCCUGGGUAGUAGAAAUGGUUAAUGCCCUUGGGUACUAACUGAAAGGUUGGAGGUUUGAGUCCACCCAGCAGUGCCUGGGAAGAAAGGCCUGGUGAUUUGCUUCUGAAAUGUCAUAGCCAUUGAAAACCCUAUGGGGCACCGUUCUACUUUGACCCACAUGGGUUUGCCAUGAGUCAGAAUCAACUCGAUGCCAAUGGGUUUUUUUUAAAAGAAUCUUCUUGAGGUUUCUUUUGUCCAUUGUUUCUUAGAGGCCAUUGUCAGAAAGAAUUGAACAAUGCCUUCACGAAAAGCACUAUGUACGUAAAUUAAAAUUAAGAUAGUUAAGAGAUCCUCACGCAGAAUAUUUUAAAUCCAUGAGCGCAUUAGGCAAUAUGUGGGCAUUUGUUCCAGGUCAAGUAAUUGCUGACAAAAAAACUAAAGACAGGUGAUGAAACCAGAACUUUUCACCUCCUAUCACAGCAAGGCCUUGGCCAAGGUCCUAACCCUUGGAGGCUGGUUUAGCUCUUCUGUGAAAUGGCAAUGACCAGAGGGCUUACUUCAUGGGUUUUAUUGGGAGGAUUAGGUAAGGCGAAUGUUAGCACUGGCCAGACACCCAGCAGGUGCCCAUUGAGGAGUAGCUUACUUACUAAGUAAUAUACUUACUUUUGCAAGAAAUAUUGAUUAGGCACCUAUUGCAGACCAGUGAGGAUCCCUGGUAUCACAGUGGUUAAGCACUCUACUGCUAACCAAAAAGUCAGCAGUUUGAAGCCAUCAGCUGCUCUGUGGGAGAAAAGGCCUGGCAAUCUGCAGCAAAGAUUACAGCCUAGGAAACCCUAUAGGGCAGUUCUACUCUUGUCCCAUAGGGUGGCUAUGAGUCGGAAUCGACUCGGUGGCAUACAACAAGAGCUUACCAGGGCAAGCUCUUUGUCUACUGUGCAAGCCAGAAGAUAAUAGAGGACUGAAAGUACCAGGAAUAAGAUACAGCUGUCAGAAUGCGCUGCACAGAGCCUGUUUCCCAGAAGGGAAUACUGAGGCCCAGAAAAGGAAAGUGAUUUUCCUGAGAUCACACAGCAUGUUAUUGGUAGAGCCCAGGCUACAACCCAGGCCUCCUGAUGGAGGAGGGCUGGGCAGGGCCUCCAGGGAGAACAGAGAAAUGGGAAGGCUACAACUGUUCAAAGGUCCUUGUCGGGACCACAAAUCCGGUCCUGGAUUUGAAUCCCGACUCCAACACUUUAUUUGCUGGGUGGCCUUGGACAAAUCAGUUCACCCUUCUGAGCCUCCGUUUCUGCAUCUGAUAAAUGGGGAUCCUUUUGGUUUCUUCCCUGGCUGUGGUGAGAAUUGAAUGAGAUCCAUAAAUGUUACCUGUUUCUGCAAUCACUAUAAUAGUGAUGAUGAUGAAGGUUCUUUAACUGAGAUAAAACUCAGCAGCCAUGUAGUCCAGUUAUUAUUAUAAUAAUAAAAAUGUUCAUAAAGCACUGUAUGCCAGGCUUUGUGCUAUGUGCUUUCUGUUCGUUUUUUCCACUUCAUCCUAACAGUAACCUUAUGAGGUCAAUGUUUAUACUAUCCCCAUUUUACAGAUGAGAAAACUGAGGGAAAGAAAGGCAGUAAUUUCCUACAGUCACACAGCUGCGGCUGUGGAGGCGUGUGUCCUGCACGGGCUGCGGCGGAGGGCAGCUGGCUUCCUGCGCAGCAACAAGAUCGCAGCUCUCUUCAUGAAGGUAGGCAAGAGCUUCCCGCCGGCCGAGGAGCUCAGCCGCAAGGUCCAGGACCUGGAGCAGCUGAUCGAGAGCGCGCGGAACCAGAUCCAGGGCCUCCAGGAGAAUGUGCGCAAGCUACCAAAGCUGCCCAGCCUGUCCCCCCUCGCCAUCAAGCACCUGUGGAUCCGCACAGCCUUGUUUGAGAAGGUCCUGGACAAAAUCGUGCAUUACCUUGUGGAAAACAGCAGUAAAUACUAUGAGAAGGAAGCUCUCUUGAUGGACCCUGUGGACGGCCCCAUCCUCGCGUCUUUGUUGGUGGGGCCUUGUGCCCUGGAGUACACCAAGAUGAAGACUGCGGAUCAUUUCUGGACUGACCCCUCAGCCGAUGAGCUCGUCCAGAGGCACCGCAUCCACGGCUCACACCUGCGACAGGACUCGCCCACCAAGCGUCCAGCCCUCUGCAUCCAGAAGAGGCAUUCGAGUGGUAGCAUGGACGACCGGCCGUCCCUCUCCGCCCGUGACUAUGUGGAGUCCUUGCAUCAGAACUCCCGUACCACCCUGCUCUAUGGCAAGAACAACGUCCUGGUCCAGCCGAGAGACGACAUGGAGGCCGUGCCGGGGUACCUGUCCCUGCACCAGACAGCUGACGUCAUGACCUUAAAGUGGACACCCAACCAGCUGAUGAAUGGGUCUGUGGGGGACCUGGACUAUGAGAAGAGCGUCUACUGGGAUUAUGCCAUGACCAUCCGCUUGGAGGAGAUUGUUUAUCUGCACUGCCACCAGCAAGUGGACAGCGGCGGGACGGUGGUAUUGGUCAGCCAGGAUGGGAUCCAGCGGCCGCCCUUCCGCUUCCCCAGGGGUGGGCACCUCCUGCAGUUCCUCUCGUGCCUGGAGAAUGGACUGCUUCCUCAUGGACAGCUGGACCCACCUCUCUGGUCCCAGCGGGGGAAGGGCAAAGUAUUUCCCAAACUGCGCAAGCGAAGCCCUCAGGGGUCCGCCGAGUCCACAUCUUCAGACAAGGAAGACGACGAGGCCACAGAUUACGUGUUCAGGAUCAUCUACCCCGGCAUGCAGUCCGAAUUUGGCCCCCAGGACUUGAUGGAUGUCUCUGUGAGCAAUCUGCCAUCCCUAUGGCAACCCAGCCCUCGGAAGUCCUCCUGCUCAUCGUGUUCCCAGAGCGGCUCAGCUGAUGGUGGCUCCACCAACGGCUGCAACCAUGAGAGGGCUCCCCUGAAGCUGCUCUGUGACAACAUGAAGUACCAGAUCCUCUCCAGAGCCUUCUACGGAUGGCUUGCCUACUGCAGACACCUGUCUACCGUGAGGACCCACCUGUCAGCCCUGGUCAACCACAGGAUCGUGUACCCGGACUUGCCCUGCGAUGCUGGACACGGGCUGACAGCAGGGAUCUGGGAGCAGUACCUUCAGGAUAGCACAAGUUACGAGGAGCAGGAGCUGCUGCGUCUCAUCUACUACGGGGGCAUCCAGCCAGAGAUCCGCAAGGCUGUGUGGCCCUUCCUUCUGGGCCACUACCAGUUUGGGAUGUCGGCAGCAGAAAGGAAGGAGGUGGAUGAGCAGGUCCACGCCUGCUACGCACAGACCAUGGCUGAGUGGCUGGGCUGCGAGGCCAUCGUGCGGCAGAGAGAGCGCGAGUCCCACGCGGCCGCCCUGGCCAAAUGCUCGUCGGGGGCCAGCCUAGACAGCCACCUGCACCGGAUGAUGCACCGGGACUCCACCAUCAGCAACGAGUCCUCACAGAGCUGCAGUUCCGGCCGCCAGAACAUCCGCCUACAGAGCGACUCCAGCAGCAGCACACAGGUGUUCGAGUCUGUGGAUGAGGUAGAGCAGGUGGAGGCAGAAGGCAGGUUGGAGGAGAAGCACCCCAAGAUCCCCAAUGGGAACCUGGUCAACGGCACGUGCUCCCCAGACUCCGGCCACCCUUCCUCCCACAACUUCUCGUCAGGCCUCUCAGAGCACUCAGAGCCCAGCCUGAGCACGGAAGACAGUGUCAUGGAUGCCCAACGGAAUGUGCCCCCAGUGCUGCAGCCCGGGGACAGCAGCGUGGAUGACGGACAGAGCAGCGAGGCCACCACUUCCCGGGACGAGGCCCCCCGGGAGGAGCUGGCUGUGCAGGACAGCCUGGAGAGCGACCUCCUCGCCAAUGAAAGCAUGGACGAGUUCAUGUCCAUCACUGGCAGCAUGGACGUGGCCUUGCCCGACAAGGAGGGCAUGGGGAUGGAUGGCUGGGAGGGCAGCGAGGCUGAGAAGCGCAGCCAGGCGGACAGCGAGGACAACCUCUCAGAGGAGCCCGAGAUGGAAAGUCUCUUCCCCGCUCUGGCUUCCCUGGCCGUGACCACUUCUGCCAAUAGCGAGGCGUCCCCUGUGUCUUCCAGUGGUGUCACCUACUCUCCGGAGCUGCUGGACCUGUACACGGUGAACCUGCACCGCAUCGAGAAGGACGUGCAGAGGUGCGACCGGAACUACUGGUACUUCACGCCUGCCAACCUGGAGAAGCUGCGCAACAUCAUGUGCAGCUACAUCUGGCAGCACAUUGAAAUCGGCUAUGUCCAGGGCAUGUGUGACCUCCUGGCCCCACUGCUGGUCAUCCUGGAUGACGAGGCCCUUGCCUUCAGCUGCUUCACAGAGCUAAUGAAGAGAAUGAACCAGAACUUCCCCCACGGGGGCGCCAUGGACACGCAUUUCGCCAACAUGAGGUCGCUGAUCCAGAUCCUGGACUCGGAGCUCUUCGAGCUGAUGCAUCAGAACGGGGACUACACCCACUUCUACUUCUGCUACCGCUGGUUCCUGCUGGAUUUCAAGCGAGAACUCAUCUAUGAUGACGUCUUUUCAGUCUGGGAGACCAUCUGGGCAGCCAAACACGUCUCAUCCGCCCACUAUGUCCUGUUCAUCGCGCUGGCUCUGGUAGAGGUCUACCGCGACAUCAUCUUGGAGAACAACAUGGAUUUCACAGACAUCAUCAAAUUCUUUAAUGAAAUGGCUGAGCGACACAACAGCAAGCAAGUCCUGAAGCUGGCCCGGGACCUCGUGUACAAGGUGCAGACUCUGAUUGAGAACAAGUGAGGGGCACCUCACCAGGCAGCAUCAGUUGAGGCGCCACCUGCCUACCCUCUGCCCACUUUCUUCCCGGCCGUCGUGCUGCCCAGGAGCAAGGUCCUGGCAUCUCGCGGGUGGGCAUUAACUUCUGUGCAAAGAGAAACUACCCCAACUUUGGCCUCUAGGCAGGUGGGGGGCAAGAGGUUGCCCCUUCAGUUCAGCCUUACGUUUUCCUAUUUGACCAAAGAUCGCCCAAGCCUGGGACUUCUCCCGUCCGGGAGCUGGGGAUUGUUGAUGCGUGAGGGAAACACCUUCCUUCAUGCUCUCCAGAGCGGUCUCGUCGUCUUCUCUCUCCUAUUCCUCCAAACUCUCUGUCAGAUAAGCCUUGGGGAGGGUAUUUUUGGAGAAAAUGAUGUAGGAGAGGUCUAUGGGACCACUUCUUUACUCUGAAUGGGGCCUUUGGGAAUGUUCUGGAACAUUGCUAGAAGCUUGGCUAGGAGGAGGGUUUCCCCAACUUGGCACUUUACUGACACAUGGGGCUGGAUGAUUCUUUGUUGUGGGGGCUGUCCCAUGCAUUGUAGGAUGGUGAGCAGCAUCCCUAGCCUCUUCCCCCUUAGAUGCUGGUAGCACCCCCAUUGCAACCAUGAUAACCAAAAAUGUCUCCAGACAUUGCCAAAUGAUCCCUUUGGAGCAAAAUCACCCUAAGUUGAGAACCACUGGCUUAGAGGAGAAGCUACAGAUGUAUAUCCCUCCCCACUUUCUUUAUUGCUAAUCCACCCUGUGCUCUGAGGUGCCCUCCCACUCAACCCCCCCCCGACACACACACACUUCAAAAAGCACAGGGAAUCCCUCACACAGCUCUCUUGAAGUCAAUUCCAUUUUUGUAUUCUCUCAUUUUUCCUCCUCUGCCUGAUAUCAGGGGAUACUUUUUGUCUCCUCAAGAAAGGGUGAUAGAACUCAAAAAGUGUCUCGCAGGUGUGAGAUAGCCCCAGCUCUCUCUGGCCCUGCCUGUGACUCCUCCCCACCCAGGCAGGGCAGAGUCCACAUCCCCCUCCCCGCUCGUCUCUCUCUCCACAUAUCGGGGCUGGUGUCCCAGAGGCUUUGCAGGUGUGCGUUGGUGAAAGCCAUUUGAUCAGGGAGGUAGGUUUUUUCCUAAGUGCCCUUGCUCACUCAGGACAAAGGAGGAAAAAGAAGACAGAGGUAAGCCAGGGUAGAGUGUGUUGUAUAUUUUCCUUAGAAAGCAUCUGCCGCUGGAGCUGGUUGGGGCCAGGGUCAUGGCUAAGUCUGGGAACAGUCCCCUCCACGUCUUCAUGUGAAGGUUCGCCAAUCCACAAACAGGCCUGAGAUUAGCUAGUUUACCCUGCCCCCCGUCCCUAUUUUAGAGCAGUCUUAUUGGCCCCUCCUUUCAGAGAACCCACCAGAACUGGGGGAGACAGAAACAAGGCAGGGCUGAAUGCUCUUCCCAGGAAACCUGCCACCUAUAGGGCAGUCAAAGAAUGACAGUUGGGAUUUUGGAGAGGGGGACCAGUCACUGUAGGGUCUCUUCAGACUCAUGGUGACCCCAUGUGUUGUCAGGGUAGAACUGUGCUCCAUAGGGCUUUCAGUGACUGACUUUUGGGAAGUACAUUGCCAGGCCUUUCUUCCAAGGUGCCUCUGGGUAGACUCAAUCCUCCAACCGUUUGCACCAUCCACGGACUCCUUUGGAGAGGGGAGGAGAUAAAUAAAGCACAUGGAAGUAUUUGCAGAAGGGGCGUGUCAGCCCUGAACAAACCAGGAGGUUGGGGGAUAUCCCUGCCCUGUGUGCUUGUGAAGGUCUCUUUGCUUGGGCACAGUGCCCUUCAGCUGAACCUGAACCUGAACCCCCGACCUCACCCUGAGAAAGGCCUCUGGGGCAGGAUGGAAGAGGCCUAAACUGCCCUUGCUUCACAGAGCACCCUAGGGGACAUUUGAAGUUUGAGGAGCCUUUGCCGGUCCUGCCUCUUAUCCCACCCCAAUAAAUCAGGAAGAGAGGAGAGAGCAGGGUUCCCCCUGUUAGAAUCACAUUCUCUCAUCCUGCUCCCCCAGCUUCCCAAGAGGGGCAAAAACGUGUAAAAGGCCCCUCCAGAUAGAAAUGUAUUUUGCCAUUCAGUUGUUCUCUACAGACAAUGUUAUUUUAGCAAGAUCCAGGCCCUAGACUUCUGGUUCUUCUUUAUUUUUCUGACAGACUGGUCAAAAGACACAGCACAAGACCCCUUCUCAGCCUUCUUUCCUGGUGUUCCCAAGAGCCUCUGUGGUUGUGAUUUGAAAUACUAGUAUUUAUUCUGUUCACUGUGCUUCUUCAGGUCUCUGUACGCUGUGUGCGUGUCCUUGUGCCCUGGCAUGUAACACGUGGGAGUCACUGUGUCCACGGAGUGCCCUUCUUUUUUCAGUAUUGCCAACAUAUCUUGUCAAUGUUUACUGAAGAAUUGUGUCAAUAAAUAGAAAAAAAUAUAUGUAAAUGGA